AGGCAAAAGGCCAAACGGCCAAAUCCACCCACCGAAGUUUCGCUCCGUUCGAUACAGCGCAGGGUAAGUACAACUCUGCCAAAAUACGGUACCCAUUGCCAAUACGAUGCCUCGUGGUGCCAUCGGCCGAGUACUGUCAUCCGUGGUAGCUCGUACUAGUUUCAGCAACGGCAAUGGUACACUGGCGACCGUUCCAUCUUGGAGGCGUUUGUCUUCUGCUUCCUUGUUGCCAUUUUCGGUUUUGAAGCGCAUCCAAUCCGACCUGAACGAAGCCGAUGUCAAUGGAGAUGGCAAGAUUGAUUUUGAAGAGUUGAAACUGAUCCUGAGCAAGUAUCCACAUUCCUUCUCGCACUCUCAGGUAGAGCAGAUUGGGGAAUUAUUCUUUGUGGGCCGAUCGGGUCAGGCUGUCCGCCAUACCACCUUUCUCAGGGGUAUCCAACAUGUCCUUCUUCAUCAGCAAAGUCAAGAAGAAGAACGGGUAGAAAUUAGUACUAAUCAAUCAUCCAUACAGGAGAAAGACGUGUCUCCAGAGAAUCCUCUCCAACUGGAAAGUUUGGAUGACAAUCGUUGCUGGGUAAGUCCGCAGGAAGCAUCUUCCUCGCAAGAAACACUUUACGACAUUCAGACACAAUUUGAUCAAUCGCUGUUGGCAUAUGUCCGAGAAGUCCAAUUGAUGGAACAACUGGGGGGUACGGAAGCACUGCAACGCAUGUCGGACGAUUUCUACCAUCGCGUUGCAUCGGAUCCUCGAUUGCAGCACUUUUUUGUAGGACACGACAUGGACCGCCUGAAGCGACAUCCCUACAAUUUUAUGCGUGUGGCAUUUGACACAACAGUCUGGCCCGAAGACGACCCCCAAGUGUUUGCCUCACGAGUGCGACGAGCCCAUGGAACUUUGAAGCGAGAACAGGGCGGCUUGACAACGGACCAUUUUGAUGCCAUGAUGGAUCAUUUUGUCGGCACUCUCACCGACGAUGGAACGGUGGCGCAGGAUACCAUCGAUACGGCGGUAGAAGUCCUGCACUUGUUUCGAGACUGUUUUGCACCUUCUUAUUUACCAAUCUCGGACGAGGACUAGCUAGCUUUGGUGGCUAUCAGCGACAAGAACCAGAUUGUUUGGGCGUCUUGGCUUAGACCUGGUCUCGUCAUCGUAUGAUCAUACAAUCUGAAGGUCUGGUCUUGUCGUACUACAUGUACUAGUAGUAGAAGCAGGCAUAGAUCGACCUACUACUAGCUAGCCAGCUGUGAAGUUCACGGGUGGCAAGUCCACCGUGGACGGAAAGCUCGAGAAGACAACGUCGUGACGACCAAUUUUGCGGAAGCAAAAAGUCGAGCGACAGUCAGUCAUUUUCAUUGAAGGAAACUACUUGACACCACUCAUCCAUGUAGCUAUUAAAUAGUAAGAAAGUCACCAGGAACAGAGACUGCCGG
Molecule: messenger RNA, 1431 nt
Organism: Seminavis robusta
Lineage: Eukaryota; Bacillariophyta; Bacillariophyceae; Naviculales; Naviculaceae
Source: the annotation of a GenBank genome assembly